CGUCCGUCCGUACGCUGCAGCUGUGUUUUGGCAAAACUGCCAAACUUUAGAACUUCUAAACUUCUAAAAAAACAUUAAUAAACAACAAAUGAAAGUGUUGCAGUUUCAGUGAAGAUAAAGAAAGUAUCACAGAACUAAGUAAAAAAUGGCAUCCAUGACUAAAGUCUUGUUGCUCAGAGCACCAAAGGAAGGUAGUGACCAAGAUCCUUACAAGGAGUUGUUCGCAGAGAGUGGUCUUGACGAGACCUCAUUCUCACCUCUCAGCUUUGAUUUUUUCAAUCUAGAAAAGCUGUACUCCCAUCUAAUAAAGCCCAAUGACUACGCUGGCCUUGUUUUCACCAGUGCAAGAACCGUCCAAGCUGUUCACAAUUGCCUCCAAGAAUUCUCUACCAUCCAAGAAUGGAAAGAGGGCUUACAGAAGGACUGGGCAACUCUACCGUCAUACUCAGUGGGGACCUCGACUGCCUACGCAGUGAGGGACUUGGGCCUGGUACCACUAGGGGAAGAGUCAGGCAGUGCAACUAAUCUCGUCAAGGUCAUUAAAGAAGGGAUAUCUCUUGGUUGUAAGCCGCUUCUCAUUCCACGAGGGGAGAUGGCGCGAGAGGAGCUCACCCAAGGCCUACAGGCGGCAGGUAUAUGCUUUGAGGUUGAUGUAGUUUAUCAAACAAUAUGUAAUCCAUCUUUGGAAGAAAGUAUAACCAAGUAUUUUGAGGCAGGUGAGCCUGAUGUUAUCGUUUUCUUCAGUCCAUCAGGAGUCCAAUUUUCAGCUGACAUUUUGAAGAAGGUACGCCUCGGCAAUUUGAAAUUUGUAUCCAUCGGUCCAACCACAACAUCAGCCAUGGUGGAGCACGGAUAUAAAGUGGCAGCUACUUCAGCUAAACCUAACGCACAGACAUUACUGAAAACCAUCUUGGAUAUUACUGAUAAGGUGUCCUGAACUCACCAUGCUAGGAAUCAAAUACAAGGUAUUCUGAGCUUACCAUCUUAGGAAUAAAAGACGGUCUUCGACUUUACUUUAUUUUGAUAUAUAUAUUUUUGUAAUGAGAGAUUGCCUUGCAUCUCAACGCUGGGCGGCCACUUCAAGGUGGGGCUACACUUCACUGAUUUAUGCUAUUGACCCUUGCCACCUACUCCUUGGGCUUGAACAGGGUUGCUUCCUUCACAGUCUGUAAUGAUCUAGGCAUGGGUAUCAUCCACUAGGAGCCUAGCUGAUUGAGCAGAAUGUACUAUCCAUUCUUGUACACUAUCGAGCCAAGCCUAACUACCAGCUAUUCUCCAAGGCAGAAUCUAGCAACAGAGUCCAACAUUCUCCUGAAGACACUCAGAGCAUCUGAUCGAAACUUUGAGUUGUCAACCACCAGUUCUUUUCAAGUGGAUCAUCGUUACAACCUCUUUCUCAUAUUAGGUCUGUAGCCAGCCUCUUUCUGUUCUAUAAACUGCUUCUAUGGUAGAUGUUUAACCAGGUUGGCUCCUACCAUAGAAAGCAAAUAGAGAAUUUAUAAUUUGUUCACUAUUUUCGAUACUUUUUUAUAAUAGAUUUAAUACCCAAUAUAUUAUGAAACAUUUUGUGUUUGUCAACUCAGUAUAAAGGUGAAAAGGGUUAUGUGGUAUAUCAAAAUAUAUUGUUCAGCAAUAUUUUAUUAAGUCUUGCCUCAGGUUUGUGGACAUAAAAACUAAAUGAUUGAUUUUGUUUUGUGGAUAUUUAUAGGGCUGUGGUUGUGGUGGAGGUUGGGUUGAGGUUAGGGUAAAAAAAAUCUGCAGUAGUUCUCUACAAUAUUUUGAUCUGAAAUAAUUUAACUUUAUAAUGAAGGUGGUUGAACAUUUAUUGUGUUUAUAUUUUGUAACUAUGUUUCAAAAUAAAUCAGUUAUACAUUACUUUUUUUAAA
This is a messenger RNA of Asterias rubens (European starfish), 1886 nucleotides long. RefSeq names its product uroporphyrinogen-III synthase-like. The record is from RefSeq and is a predicted model, not a curated record. The transcript has 8 exons. Gene Ontology annotation, biological process: uroporphyrinogen III biosynthetic process. Lineage: Eukaryota; Metazoa; Echinodermata; Asteroidea; Forcipulatida; Asteriidae. The coding region runs from base 146 to 937 and encodes 263 amino acids. Gene Ontology annotation, molecular function: uroporphyrinogen-III synthase activity.